Messenger RNA from Mesorhabditis spiculigera, 1347 nucleotides. Lineage: Eukaryota; Metazoa; Nematoda; Chromadorea; Rhabditida; Rhabditidae. The record is from the annotation of a GenBank genome assembly.
AUGGAAAUCCAUCUCCUGUGUUUCAGAAUCGCUCUACAAGAAGAUCCCGAUCCGAUACCUGCUGAGCUUGGUGAUGGCCCAGGAGGAGUACGCGGCGAUACGCGGCUCAUUGUUACGGUGUGCGACGGCACUGUUCCCUACAUGUGGCCGACGCGGGAGAGCAUCGAGCUGGUCAGGGUCGACGCCGCCAGGGAGGGCCGGCCGGUGCCACCGGAUGCUGAGAUCGAAUCCACGCUUUCUGGAGAACAACACGCGGCGGCUCGGAAGAUGUGCAGGGACUUGGAGCAGGCUUCCGCGGCUGAAUUGGCCCGGCUUCUGCCCAUCAUCGUCCGCGCCAGCAAGAAGUGCCUGCCGAAGGUCGUGCCGGCUGCCGAUUUUUCGGAGAGCGGAAGUCUGGAAACAUCCCUCAUAGCCGAGCCAAUCUGCCGACUCUGGGCCCGAAUCGAAGCAAUUGUGCCGAGGGAAUUGAUGGAGCAAACCCUCGCCUCGUGGCAAUUGACGCCAUUUUCGGUGGCGCAAGCCUACGUGCAGCCAUGCCUUGUGUUUAAUGUCGACAAAAGAGUUUUCGCCUCGCCACCGCACUUCCAAAUCCUGCUGAAGCUGCUGUCCUUCUUCCUGGAGGCCGCCCGCGCCGAGGAGGAGCGCAUCGUGCUCCGGGCCAACAUGAAGACGAACAAUAUGUAUGAUGAUCAGAAGAGAAUUUGCGACGAGCGCGAUCACCUGUUCGUUGUGCUUGACCACGCGCAGCGCGCCGCCUCCGUGCAGCUGCUCAUCGAGAUUUGCGACUCGGAGAAGAACACGAAUGUCGGCUGCAUCGAGCGGUUCGAAUCUGUUCGCCAUCUCGCCUUCAACUACAUCCACAGCAUCUUCAUCCGCGACAUGCAGACCUUCCCGCUCCAUAUGAUCCGCCCGAUCGUCGACGGCGUCCCGUCGAUGCACGUCGCCCAGGGCUUGAUACAGGAAAUGCUCUCGUUCCCCGACAACAAGCGCCGCAUAUUCACGGCGAUCCUGAUUGUCGAGAUAUUUAAAAAGUACCGCGUGGAGAUGACGUUCCCGUUCGUGCAGUCGAUGCUGAACGCGCUGUGCACGUUGCUGCGAUACGGGGGCCGGGAUCAGGUGCUGCGCCUCUUCAACGGCAUCAUCGAGGAGCUCGGCGAGUUGGCCAUGACGUACCCCGACCUGAAGCUGUCCAUCAUCCGGAUGUUUGGCCAGGUAUGCGCAAUCGCCGAGUCUCGCCUGUGCCUCUACUCGACGCACAUCAUCUCCGGCAAGGCGCUGGAGCGACGGCUGAUUCGACGAAUUGACGACCAGAUCCGUGUUCUCAACGAGCAAGUGCCCUUUGUGUUG